This is a messenger RNA of Fusarium venenatum, 945 nucleotides long. Its product is annotated as protein-tyrosine phosphatase-like protein. Lineage: Eukaryota; Fungi; Ascomycota; Sordariomycetes; Hypocreales; Nectriaceae. The record is from RefSeq and is a predicted model, not a curated record. Gene Ontology annotation, biological process: regulation of ERK1 and ERK2 cascade; negative regulation of protein binding; negative regulation of SCF-dependent proteasomal ubiquitin-dependent catabolic process. Gene Ontology annotation, molecular function: F-box domain binding. Gene Ontology annotation, cellular component: cytoplasm; nucleoplasm.
AUGGAGGAUGAGAUCGGUAACCCCCCAUCCAUUGUCGGCAACACCAUGCCAUCUGCUCCUUACUCGCAUCGAGCACCCAGUCCGCCUUUUAUUCACAUUCCUUCCACCGGACACUGCGGGAACAUCAUCACUCCAAACCUGGUGCCUUCUUUCGAAAACGUUGACCCGGCUCAGUUGACGGCUGAAGAUGUUCUGAUCAUCACUCGCAACAUGAAGCAGACCGCGACCGACCGCACUUUCGACUGGUCUUACGAAAAGCGCCGCGAGGCUCAGGAGCUGACCGAUUUUUUGUAUCUCGGACCCAACUGCGUCGCGAGGGAUCAUGACUGGCUUCGUCGCACGGGAAUCACCAUGAUUUUGGUGGCCAGGGACGUUCGCAUGGGGAACACCAAGCUCAAUAGUGUUGAGAAAGCGGCUGCAGCUCUUGGCAUCACCUUGCAAUACGUCAAUAUCGGAGGCUGCGCGGAACUCAUCUCAAACUUUUCUCACGCCGUUCGCACCAUCAACCACCAUCUUCUCUCAAUCUACCACCGCCAGGUUCAAGAGAUCACCAAUGGCGGUUCCACGAUAGUCGACAGCAGCAAUUUCACCCGCGGCAAGGUACUGUUCACCUGCGAGACCGGAAACGACCGCUCAGCAGUUCUCGCGGCGGCGUACAUCAUGGCAGUUUUUGGAAAGGACAUGGUCACCGUCCUUCAAUUCAUUGGCAUUUCACGAUUCUGCUGCACUUUCGACGAGGAUAUGAAACGCAAGCUCCAGAGCUGGGAGGAUCUUACCCGUGCACGUGCCCAGGUGGCCAACACGCCUCAGAGCGUGCCACAGGCGAAGCGACAGAUUGACGACUACUAUCACGACGAUGAAUCUGAUUCAAACGACAUGCCUAUGGAUGUAGAUCGGGACCGGUUUGAGGGACGUAGCACUUUUGCUCCCUUUGUCGAUAUGUAA